Molecule: messenger RNA, 1209 nt
Organism: Lithohypha guttulata
Lineage: Eukaryota; Fungi; Ascomycota; Eurotiomycetes; Chaetothyriales; Trichomeriaceae
Gene: IWS1
Product: Transcription factor iws1
Exons: 2
Coding region: 1-1209 (402 amino acids)
Biological process (GO): poly(A)+ mRNA export from nucleus
Cellular component (GO): nucleus
Source: RefSeq, a predicted model, not a curated record
AUGUCUGAGUACGACGAUAUAGCCCGCGGCGAGGAUGUGGUACCUGAUGAUCCUGCGAACUUGCCUCCGCCAGACGCAGAAGGUCUAGACAAUCCAGAUGAGCUAGAAGACACCCUCGACGAUACAGCCGACGCAUUCAAUAACGAUGUCGCUGAUGAUGAAGACAAGGCAGCUGAUAGCGACGAUGAGUCUCUGUUGUCGGACGUGGAUGAAGCAGUGCUUGAGUGGAACGAGGAAAAACUAGACAUUGCACCAGAUUUCGACCAACUGCGAAACACCAAGAUCAAGAAGCGGAAGCGGGACGAAGGUGACGAGGGUCGACCGAAGAAGAAGGAAAGAACGAGAGAGAGGGCAAGAAGACCAAGGGGUGAGGAGGGCGCUGGUGGUGAGGCGGAGGGUGAGCCUGGCAGGCGGCGCAAACCAGGCGUUGGCGGAGAGAGGAAGCCGAGAGAGCGAGUCGAGAUUGAUGAAGAGACACUUGCUCCGGAAGAACGAAGAAGACGUGCUCUGGAUCGAGCCAUGGAUGCCGCCGUCAAGAAAUCCAGUGGUGUUCGAAAGCGCAAGGGAGAGAUCGAUCUCGAACAAAUGGCCGACGAAGAGAUCAACGAGCUCAAGGAUCGAAUGGUCAAAGCAGCAAUGGCGGAUGGAGAACUAGUCUCAGACGGCAAACCUGCCUUCCAGAAACUUAAGCUUCUCCCAGAAGUCGUUGGCAUCCUAAACAACAAUACCUACAGACAAGCCAUCCUUGACCCAGAGACGAAUUUCCUCGAACCAGUCCGUUUCUUCCUCGAACCACUCUCAGACGGCAGUUUACCAGCCUUCAACAUCCAGCGCGAGAUAUUUCAGGCCCUCGAAAGACUACCCAUGACCAAAGAAGCACUUAUCUCAUCUGGCAUCGGCAAGGUUGUCUUCUUUUAUCGCAAGAGCAAGCGAGUCGACGAACGAAUCAAGCGACAGGCCACGAAACUGAUGGAAGAGUGGUCACGACCUAUCCUGCAGAGAAGCGACGACUUUACCAAGAAGAAUUGGGAGACUGUUGCAUACGACCCGACACGACGAGCACAAGCCACAGCCAAGGCAUCGCAGGUGACCAGAAAGGCUGGUACGGGUCUGGCACCGGGCACCAAGGUCACCAACAGAGCGAGGAUGAUACCGGGUGUGACGAGUUAUUCUAUCGUGCCGCAGGUGUCGCAAUUACCGCGAAGAUAG